GACUUGAGACAUUUCAUAAUAAAAAAUUUAUGCAUCGUGAUUUCCAUAGUGGAAACAUAUUAUUUGAUUUAAAAAAUAAUUGUAUGGUAGAAAUUAUCGUUGGAGAAUUGGGGAUCUAGGAUUAUCACAAGCUGUAAAUAAUAAAUCAUUUAAUGAUGAAAUAUAUGGAGUAAUACCUUAUAUUGGACCAGAAAUCUUUAAAGGGUCUGCAUUUUCUAAAGAAGCUGAUAUUUAUAGUUUUGGUAUGAUUAUCUGGGAACUUACAACAGGUUGUAAACCUUUUUAUAAUGUUGAACAUGAUCAUACUCUUAUUUAUAAAAUUCUUGAUGGAGAACGACCCAGAAUUACAGAUGAUACACCAGAAUGUUAUGCUAGUUUAAUGAAAAGUUGUUGGGAUGCUGAUCCCAAAAAAAGACCUUCUAUAAAAAUCAUUCGCUCAACUUUUGAUAGGUGGGCAUUUAGGCGUGUAAAUGGAGCAGAAUUUGAUCAAGCUGAAGCAAAAAGAACGAAAUUAAUAAAAUCAAAGAAGAUUGGACCCGAAUUUGCUGAAAAACGUCAUUCAGAAGCUAUUUAUACAAGUAGGCCAUUAAGUGCUUUAAUUUCUAAAUGUACAUCCAUCUAUUCAUCAUCAACAAUUUCAUUUGGUAAGCAAGGUAUUACAAAAAAGAUUGAUUGUAAUAUAAAUUCAUUAUUUAUAUAAUUAGUAAGAAAUAUGUUAUACUUAUUAUUUGUUAUACUUUUCAGAUUCUAAUCAUGUCUCAAAAUUAGAAAGACACUAAUAAAAGUUUGUCAUCACAAAAUUUAAAUUCUACAGUUCAAAAUUAUUCAACUACUUUAAAUUCUAACUAUAUCUCAG
Messenger RNA from Rhizophagus irregularis DAOM 181602=DAOM 197198, 856 nucleotides. The record is from RefSeq and is a predicted model, not a curated record. Lineage: Eukaryota; Fungi; Glomeromycota; Glomeromycetes; Glomerales; Glomeraceae.